AUGCAAUCAAUCAUCCCACGCUUUGCUAAGUCUUCGUUAAUUUGUCUUCAUUCGUCACCCGGAUGUCCUGUACCAUCCGUGUCCACCCAGUUCUCUGGAAUUCCGACCUCAUGCUUUAGUUCAUCCUCGUCCCCCCAAUUGCCUACCACUAAGCUAGUCAAUGCAACAAAACAACUGGACAUUGUACAGGUCAAGAACGAUGCAUUCAGUAUUGAAAAAGAUACGUGGGCAGAGCGUCAUAGCCCCGAGUGGAUGCUGCCGUAUAUUCAGAUAUCCCGCAUCAACCGACCGGCAGGGACGUUUAUGCUGCUGUGGCCAUGCUUUUGGAGCAUAUCCAUGGCUGCUCCAAGUGGUUGCUUGCCUGAUCUGAAGCUGCUAGUGCUGUUUGGUACGGGUGCGUUCAUCAUGCGGAGUGCAGGUUGUACUAUUAACGACAUGUGGGACAAGAACUUUGACAGAAUGGUAGAACGCACUAACAAGCGUCCAUUGGUUACUGGUAAGCUCACGUAUCCACAGGCAUGGGCUUUCCUUGCGGCGCAAUUGUCGGCGGGAUUAUCUGUGUUAUUGCAGCUCAAUUGGUUUAGUGUUGCCAUGGGUGCAUCCUCCCUCGUACUUGUUGGCGUGUACCCAACGAUGAAACGAUUUACCUAUUGGCCACAAGCUUUUUUAGGAUUGACUUUCAACUACGGUGCUUUGCUGGGUUGGGCUGCAGUGCAUGGGUCGUGUGAAUGGCCAGUGGUGCUGCCGCUGUAUGCGGGUGGUGUGGCCUGGACAAUGGUGUACGAUACUUUAUAUGCCCACCAGGACAAGAAGGACGAUAUCAAGAUCGGUGUACACUCUACUGCGUUGCUCUUCGGCGACAAAACGAAGCCGUUGCUAAAUUUCUUUUCAGCUGCAGCCAUUGCUGGCUUUGGGUCUGCAGGGUACAUGGCCGGCCUAGACUGGCCGUUCUUCGUGGGUCUUACUGGCGGAGCGACGCAAUUAGCCUGGCAGGUAAACACUGCCAAGCUUGACGAUCCGAUCAAUUUGCAAGUGCGUUUUGCUUCGAACAAAUGGUUUGGUGCGCUUAUGUUUGCGUCAAUUGUUGCCGGUAACGUCGUGUAG
Messenger RNA from Peronospora farinosa, 1104 nucleotides. Lineage: Eukaryota; Oomycota; Peronosporomycetes; Peronosporales; Peronosporaceae. The record is from the annotation of a GenBank genome assembly.